Rangifer tarandus platyrhynchus (Svalbard reindeer) is the source of this 336-nucleotide messenger RNA. NCBI's taxonomy places the organism in Eukaryota, Metazoa, Chordata, Mammalia, Artiodactyla, Cervidae. The record is from the annotation of a GenBank genome assembly.
AUGAAUUGUUCCUCAGUGGGGGAAGGGGGGAGCAUCCAUCAGAAAAACAAAACAAAACUCACUUUCCUCUAUAUCCAGAGUUCAGAUAGCAUCUCCUCAGAGUCAGGUGUGAGGGCCUCUUUGAAGAGGAGGAAGGGAAAGUCAGCAGAGCCAGGAGAGGGAAGGCAAAUUAGAGGGAGAAACCUGGAGUGGGUCUCAGGACCCUACCAGCUUCUGACCCGAAUUCCACCCAAAAGGAAGGGAAAGGGAGGUAUUCUUGGCUGUUAUUUACCCAUCUUCCCUAAAGUACAAGAUAAAGAAAUGAAGCAGGAACAGAGAGUCAAGCAAAAUAAUUAA